GGCAACCUACACCUACCAAGCCCAUCAUGUCAUUCCACGCGCUGUUCCGUUCUCAGGACAAAACACCGAAAAAUCCUCAAGAGCCAAGGUCCCAACAUUUAACCUUCUCAAUUCCGCGUUUUCUCUUUCGAUAUCUCUCCUCUGACUAUCUUUGACCAAGCCAAAUGGGUAACUGCAGCAGCCACCUCCCCUCCACGUUCAGCGCUAACGCCGCUGACUCUUCCGCCGCUUCCCGCCUCCCUCCUCCUCCAAAUGGCAUCACGGUCCACCCACCAUCCGCCUCUCCCCCGCCUCGCCCUCCACCACCGCAUUCACUGCAACCCUCCAAUCGCCCCUCCUCCACCACUCCCGCUGUGGGCCGAGUCCUCGGUCGUCCCAUGGAGGACGUCCGCAACACAUACACGUUCGGCCGCGAGCUGGGCCGCGGCCAGUUUGGAGUAACCUAUCUCGUCACCCACAAGGAAACCAAGCAGCAGUUCGCCUGCAAAUCCAUCGCCACCCGCAAACUCAUCAACCGCGAUGACAUUGAGGACGUCCGCCGCGAGGUCCAGAUCAUGUAUCACCUCACUGGUCACAGGAAUAUAGUGGAGCUAAAGGGAGCAUAUGAGGAUAGGCACUCGGUGAACUUGGUGAUGGAGCUAUGCGCGGGAGGGGAGUUGUUUGAUCGGAUCAUAGCUAAGGGUCAUUAUUCAGAGAGGGCAGCAGCCAAUCUAUGCAGGCAGAUCGUGACUGUUGUGCAUGAUUGUCAUUCCAUGGGAGUUGUACAUAGGGAUUUGAAGCCUGAGAAUUUCCUUUUCUUAAGCACCGAUGAGAAUUCCCCUUUGAAGGCUACUGAUUUUGGUCUCUCUGUGUUCUUUAAGCCAGUCUGUGUAAUUGCAGGUGAUGUAUUUAGAGACCUUGUUGGAAGUGCAUAUUAUGUAGCUCCUGAAGUAUUACAUCGAAAAUAUGGAGCUGAGGUUGAUAUUUGGAGUGCUGGGGUUAUCCUGUAUAUUCUUCUUAGUGGGGUCCCACCCUUUUGGGGAGAGACCGAACAGGCUAUAUUUGAUUCUGUUCUUCGGGGACAUAUUGAUUUCUCCUCUGACCCAUGGCCUUCCGUAUCCAGCAGCGCUAAAGAUCUUGUGAAGAAGAUGCUAAGAACUGAUCCUAAGGACCGACUUUCAGCAGUAGAAGUACUAAAUCAUCCAUGGAUGCGAGAAGAUGGUGAUGCAUCUGAUAAGCCUCUUGAUAUUGCUGUGUUAACCAGAAUGAAACAAUUCAGAGCAAUGAACAAACUUAAAAAAGUAGCUCUAAAGGUAAUUGCCGAAAACCUUUCUGAGGAAGAAAUUAUGGGCUUGAAGGAAAUGUUCAAAUCCAUGGACACUGAUAACAGUGGAACAAUCACUUAUGAAGAGUUGAAAGCUGGUCUUCCUAAAUUGGGUACCAAGCUUUCUGAGUCCGAAGUGAGGCAAUUAAUGGAAGCGGCCGAUGUGGAUGGAAAUGGAACAAUUGAUUACAUUGAGUUUAUAACAGCUACUAUGCACAUGAAUAGAAUGGAAAGAGAGGACCACUUAUACAAGGCUUUUGAAUAUUUUGACAAGGACAAGAGCGGGUACAUCACAAUGGAAGAGUUAGAACAUGCCCUUAAGAAAUAUAAUAUGGGCGACGCAAAAGCAAUAAAAGAGAUCAUUGCAGAAGUCGACACUGACAAUGAUGGAAGAAUUAACUACGAGGAGUUUGUAGCCAUGAUGAGAAAAGGCAAUCCAGAGUUGGUCACAAACAGAAGACGCAAAUAAGCCUCAAGUUUUGCUUUUCUGAUGGCUUUAAUCGUUUGUGAAUUUUUUGUUUUUCAUUAUGUACUGUAAUUGAGAUACCAUAUGGAACAUCAAAUUUAGCUGGCAUUGUAUUGCACAGCAAGCCAAUCACCGUCUUGUGAGAUCCUUCGCGGUGUGCCAUGCAUGCCCUUUGCACAGAGAAAUAGGCUUCAAUGGCAUUGCAUUUUGGGAGAUUUUUCACCAUUUUUGGUGACACAUAUUUCUCAUAUGUACGCAGAAAUUUUUCUACAUUAUAUUUACGACUUUUUUUUUUUAA
Molecule: messenger RNA, 2067 nt
Organism: Hevea brasiliensis (rubber tree)
Lineage: Eukaryota; Viridiplantae; Streptophyta; Magnoliopsida; Malpighiales; Euphorbiaceae
Product: calcium-dependent protein kinase 1
Exons: 9
Coding region: 165-1772 (535 amino acids)
Biological process (GO): protein autophosphorylation; intracellular signal transduction; peptidyl-serine phosphorylation
Cellular component (GO): nucleus; cytoplasm
Molecular function (GO): calcium ion binding; calmodulin binding; ATP binding
Source: RefSeq, a predicted model, not a curated record